Messenger RNA from Aspergillus luchuensis, 276 nucleotides. RefSeq lists its product as uncharacterized. The record is from RefSeq and is a predicted model, not a curated record. Bases 1 to 276 code for a protein of 91 amino acids. Lineage: Eukaryota; Fungi; Ascomycota; Eurotiomycetes; Eurotiales; Aspergillaceae. The transcript has a single exon.
AUGUUGGACUGCGUGAACGGCUCCUCUUGCAAUGAAAGCGACUUUCUUACGCUCUUCAGCGAGCCCACACCGCUGGUGAAUCCCACCCCGUCUGUGUCCUGGAUAGAGGCCGAACUGGCAGAGAUGGAGGCGAAAGACCGACACGAUCCGCAGCACUACGAGUCUACUUCAGGUGAUUUUUCAGUGCAUGACAGGCAAAUGACCGCGUCAUCGCUGGACGAUGUGAGCUGCCUUUCUCAAGAUACGCGUACGUGGCAUUCCGAUCGUGUGUCCUGA